GAGAAGAGUGACGUGGGGGCUCGUGGGUUUUAUUUAACGGGCUGCCCCAGGCCUGCUCUCGAUGCCCUAGAACAGAUCAGCAAGAGCCCCAGAGUCAUCACCGAGUGACUGGAGAGAGAGGACCAGAACUUGCAGCCAAAAUUUGACCAAAGGAGACCAACCCCUCUCCGAGGGGCCAGGGAGGAAGCUUGGGGAGGAGGCCGUCGGAAGCCUCACUGCCCAGCAGUCCUCACCAUGUACAGGAGCAGCUACCUGCAUGAGACCCGCGAGGAGAAGUAUGAGCGCUCGGACGUCUUCGAUGAGCCGCAGCCCCUGGCCGAGGUGAGCGGCCUGACCCAGGCUCAGGGCCUGGAGAACCUGCAGGAACUCAACGAGCGGUUCACCAACUACAUAAACUGGGCGCGGGGGCUAGAGCAGCGCAACGCCAUCUUCCGCAAGCAGCUGGAGACCUUCCGGCGCCUGGAUGAGCUGGCAGGGCUGGAAGAGGCCUUUGCUGAGCAGAUAGAGUUGAAUCACCAACGGGUGAGAGAGCUGGCCCAUGAACGCACCAAGCUGGAGCGCGAGAGCAAGGAUGCCCAGUGCUCACUGGAUGAGUUCCGCAACAAGUAUCAAAAUGAAUGUGACUAUCAGCUUUUAUUAAAAGAAACCCUUGAACGCCUUAAUAAGGAAGCAGAUGGGGCCUUGCUACAAAACCUGGAACUUCAGAUCGAAUCUCAGUUUCUGCAGGAUAAUAUUCAUGCAACCAAGGACAGGUACAGGAAGAAUCUCUUGGAAAUUCAGACCUAUGUCAAUGUCUUACAGCAGAUCAUUCAGACCACCCCUUGUGUUUCCACCCUCUCCAUUGGGAUCAGUGAGGAGAAGCUGAUUGCUGAAAGGAGAAUUCCUAUCCUGCAGAGUCACCUAGAGGAGUACAAAAGUAUCCUGGCGCAGUUACAAACACAGAAAUCCAAGCUGCAGGCUGAGACUACAGUGCUGGAACAAGCUAUUAGAAACACCCAAGAGAACUAUGAUGAUGAAGUCCAGCUUUACAACGAGCAGAUCGAAACUCUGAGGAAAGGGAUCGAAGAUGCCGAAAGAACCUUGGAAAAGUGUUCCAGUGACUGCCGCCAACUGGCGUCGUACCGGCAAUCUCUAGAAAAUGAACUGGAACGCUACAGGCAUAUCAUUGAGAAUGAAGAUCACAGGUUGAAUUCAGCUAUAGUCGGGACACCUGUCACACUCUUCAUGCAGAGUUACAGAGCCUCAUCCAGUUCAGCUCCUAGCGGGAAAGAUAUCACUCAGGCUAUCCAGGACAUCACCACAGCAAAACCAAGACAAAAGAAAGUUUCAAGAAUGAGGGAGAUUACAGCGAAAGACAAAACCGAUAAAACUUCAGGGGACAAAGUAUUCCCCCUCAUCCUGGAAGGCCUGGAGGGGGACCAGCUGGGAAUUCAGAAGGAGAGCACUUCCAAGCCAGACCUGGAACUUGAAGAAUUAGGAAUUCCGGAACAAGAAGCUAAGCCCGAGGACAUUCCUGAUGGUGCUCAAAUAAGCAAAGCUUGUGAUAAACUGUGUAACAUGCUGAGAGAGAGAGUGAAAAGCCCUGAAAAAUCUGAACCCCAAGCAGAUCUCCACACCAAAGGACGUUUUGUCCUUGUUACGGGGGAUGCCAAUUACGCAGACCCCAGCUUUUGUGGCUCAUCCAUCCCUGCUAAAGGUGGGAUUGCGGUUUCCAUCGAUGGUGACCAAAUAGCCAGCGGCAAGGGAGUGGAGGCACAGCCUGGAGUGCCAGAACCCACGUGCUCAAAUGGGAGAGGAGAACCAGGUGGCAAAGAGGCUGCAGCUAAAGACCGGCAAGGUUUAGAAGAUAAAGAGAGUGGAAGAGAAAACAAACAUGGGAAAAAGACAGAAGAACAAACCGCGGGCCCUUCUAAAGUUAUGGGGAUGAGAAAACCCAAUUCCAGUCCCCCACCGGGGCCUUCUGGACAGGCCCCAGUUCCACAUCAAAAGGCAGGAGCCAGCAAGGAACGAGAUAAGAAGCACACAGACAAAAGAAGCAGCCAGUUGGACAAGAACUUGCCCGGAUCUGUGACCUAUGAGAAAGUGGAAGUGGUUGAGUCCAUUGAAAAAAUUUCAGCGGACCAAAUCCAGACUUACGAAGAAACCGCGCUAAUCGUGGAGACCACGAUUGAGAAGAUGAGUAAGAAGUAGUUGGGGGGCACAGGUUCUUCACCUGACACAGGCUUGCAGUAAGAAAGUCUUCCCGGUCUCUAGUACCCUCGGGUUUGGGAGCAAGUGGUGAAGUUUUGGUAUUUUAUUGUUUGGAUAAGCUGUAGUUGAUUCAGCAGAAACCUGAUAACCACUUCUGCCCCAGUGUUAAAAUAUUCUUCUAGCUUGAGCAUUUGACACUAGCCUCCUACCUGUAGAUGCUUCAGGAUUAGGACGGGUGAAAAGUAAGUAUUGUUAAAGCCAAAUGGCCCCAAAUACACUUCACAAUAUUAAUACUUAAAAUGCCAUUAAUUGUCCAAAUCCUAGUUAACAGCAGAUAUUAGUUUAAGUAUUUAGCUCAUUUUUAUUCAGUUAAGUCUUGUACCUUCAAGGAUAUAGCCACAAUUUUGGUGUAUGUUCCCUUCAAAAAGAAGUGAUAAUGCCAGCUCCUCCAUUAGUAUUGACCACAUACUCACAUACAAAUUUUGGUAUUUAAGUGCUUACUAUGUGCCAA
Molecule: messenger RNA, 2701 nt
Organism: Tachyglossus aculeatus (Australian echidna)
Lineage: Eukaryota; Metazoa; Chordata; Mammalia; Monotremata; Tachyglossidae
Gene: BFSP1
Product: beaded filament structural protein 1
Exons: 8
Coding region: 235-2190 (651 amino acids)
Biological process (GO): lens fiber cell development
Cellular component (GO): intermediate filament; cytoplasm
Molecular function (GO): structural constituent of eye lens
Source: RefSeq, a predicted model, not a curated record